AUGAGCCAUCCUUACGCUCCCGCCGCGACCUAUGAUGGGAGCGACCACGGCCUCCAGCGCAAGGGCUCCGUGAAGGCCGCCAGGGAACGUGCCCAGGCCGAGCAGGCCCAGUACCUCAGCGCCGACUACUAUGGCCAACCAUCGCGCCCGCCGCUGCCCACGUCGCAGUACAAUGUCCGUCCACCCACGCGCCCCGAGGCCAAUCUUACCCCACCCUCCAGUUCCGGCCGGGAAUUGUCGCCCUCGCCCGGCCCCAACUGGCCUCUGGCUGACGACAGCCAGCCCGCCCAGGAUAGCCCCCCCCGUCAAAAGGGCCCGCCGCCCCAGCGCCCGCCGCGCCCGUCGUACGUCCCUUCCAUCUUGGAUCCCACCCGGCCGGACCCUACGCUGCUCGCUCCGCCCCUCCCACGGACUCCCGGCAACAGGCGCAGGGAGCCUGAGCCCGAGCCAGUCUCGCCCUCCGAGUACGAUGACCAGCUGCUCUCCCCGACCUCCUACUAUCCGUCUCCCAAUGAGCAUCGUCCAAUAACCACCUCGUCCAUAAACUCGGUCUCGUCGCUUGGAUCAAUCCCCGAUUUCCCCGUCCCUAACAUGCCUCAAUCCCGGAAAAGCCAGAGCCUCGGGCCCCCGCCGUCUGCCAGAAGAGGCCCUUCAUCGUACUACUCACAGCAGUCCUUCGUUUCGCCCAUUGUCGAGGAGGCCGAGUCGCAUAGGUCGCGCACUUCCCGUAACUCGCAUAAUUCCUUCGCUUCCAGCAAUGUGAUUCCCAACGCCGAUGGUUUCUAUUUCGACGAGGACGCAACUCCUUCCGAUGACGACAUGCCCAUGGCCAGCCCCUCGACCAUUACUGGUAGCGACCGGUCCUCGCGGGUGACGGACGACGGUGAUCAAGCUGGGCUGGUCAGACAUGCCAGUCUUGGCAAGAGGGGGAAGCCGUCGUUAACGACCAUCAAGAGCGUGGACAGCUUCGACAGGAUAAUAAGGAACAACGAAAAGCAAAAAAAGAGCGCCGUAGGACAGGGCAUCAUGGCAGCUGGCGCUGCAGGUGGUGCAUUUGCUGCUGGAUACGGCAAUUCCCGGGACCCCGCUCAACGGUCGUCUUCAAGACCUGACAGUGAGGCGCUGAGCAGCGGGACCGGCCUGUUCCCACCGUCGGCCACAGAAUCUUCGGAAUCAGUGAAUACGAUGGGAUUUCAGAGGCCGAUGAAGUCAUCUCCUCUGGCCCGCUCCCUGGACAAUAGUCCUGAUUCUCCCAUCGACCCGAGGGUGAAUCAAAUCUUGGGCGGUUUGGAAAAGGGUGGAGCGCUUGGGGCAGGCUACAGCAAUCCGAAGAGAGGACCGUCACUGGCUGACCGUGUCGGGGCUCGGCGCCCGCCCCGUUUGAACGUCGAUGCUGUUCGAGACGCCGAGGCUCGCGGGAGUCUGACCAGCCUGCCUGACCUAAUCAGACGCGCUACCCGUCUCGCUUCGAAUCUCGACCGCGGCAAGACGGCAAGUCGGAUGGACAUGGAAAUGUGGGAAAAGGGCGGAGGCGACAAAGCUUGGGAGGCCGGACAACGGAGAGCAUCUUCACUUUCCGACAUCCUCACCUCGUUUCCCCAUCCAGGCAUUGGUACACCAACCGGCGAAAGAUACGGAUCGCGGCCCGUUUCUCGCUGGCCCUCCGGACUCGGUCAGUACGAACAGCACCACGACUACCCGGAAGGCAAGCCGCAAGACAAGAAAAAGCAAGGCAGGCGAUGCUGCGGCAUGCCUCUCUGGUGCUUCAUCAUCCUCAUGCUAAUUCUCGUCCUGCUGGUCGCCGCCGCUAUCAUCGUCCCCGUUGUUUUGAUCGUCCUUCCAAAGCAGAACGGUGGCGAUGGCAGCUCCAGUGCGGAUUCAGCCCUCGCCCAAUGCCAGCAAACGUACGCUUGCGAGAACGGAGGUAGCAGCGUCGUCAAUCCGAGUGGCCACUGCAGCUGCGUGUGUGUCAACGGUUUCACGGGCGAUCGUUGCGCUACGGAAUCCGAGGAGGGCUGCACGACCACAACCGUCGGAGGAAAGAACGCCACGAUUGGUUCUGCUGUGCCGUCGCUCAUCUCGACCGCGUCGGACUCGUUCCAGAUUUCGCUCAGCGGAACUGAGCUGCUCUCCCUGUUUUCGUCCAACAACCUGAGCUGCACAGCCGAAAACGCGCUGGUGACCUUCAGCGGGGUUUCGACCAAGAAGCGUUCCAUCGACCUGCCUCCUCCCGCCCCGAUGCCAGUUGUCGAGGUUGCACAGCAGAAUGGAUCCAAGCCUGGCAAUGGCCUUCCUUCGACCUCGUCCACUCCGUCCGUUCCGACCGUCACCCCUGCCCCUGAGCUGAAGCUCCGGCUCGCUCGCGACGACUCCUCCGACGCCGACGACGCCGCGACCAAGUACGGUAUCGUAUACGACUCUUCCCCGGCCAGCAGCAAUGUGUACUACAGCUCCUAUUCCUCGACGGCGACUGGAUCCGCCGCUGCCUCGGCCACGACAUCAGCCCUCUCGGUCAGCAAGAAGCGACUGCAGUUCGCACGCAUCGGUGUCCUUUUCGUGUUGCAGGAGAGCAAUGAUCUGUCCAAAGCCCUCACAGCGCAGGAAAACCUCCAGACAUACUUCAAAGAGUUCGAAGAGGGUGACGACGCCGCAACGUCGGCCACUGCAGUCAGCUUAGGCAACAGCUUUGCCAUCGAUCUCAGCCAGUGGCAUAUCACAUUACCAAAUGGUACGCAUGUGGGGCACCUGGUUGAGUAA
Diplodia corticola is the source of this 2757-nucleotide messenger RNA. RefSeq names its product epidermal growth factor-like type 3. NCBI's taxonomy places the organism in Eukaryota, Fungi, Ascomycota, Dothideomycetes, Botryosphaeriales, Botryosphaeriaceae. The transcript has a single exon. The record is from RefSeq and is a predicted model, not a curated record. The coding region runs from base 1 to 2757 and encodes 918 amino acids.